AUGUCAAGUCCAGAGCAGUAUACUGUUGGUUGGAUAUGUGCCUUGCAGACGGAAUAUGUCGCUGCCCGAGCUUUUCUCGAUAAUUCGCAUAGCCGACCGGAAAGACUUUCACCAAAUGAUAAUAAUCACUACACUCUGGGAGAAAUCGGAGGCCAUCAGGUGGUUAUCGCAGUUCUACCAGAUGGAGAAUAUGGGACAUCAUCCGCAGCUGGGGUGGCCAGGGAUAUGCUGCACAGCUUUCCAAACAUCCGAUUUGGGCUAAUGGUUGGGAUUGGUGGGGGAGUUCCAACAAAACGGGACAUACGUCUUGGAGAUGUUGUCGUGAGCUCGGCUCGGAAUGGAUGUGGUGGUUUGCUUCAAUAUGACUUUGGCAAGGAAUUGCAAGGGCAAGAAUUUUAUCAAACAGGAUUCUUGAACCAGCCGCCGCCGAUCCUGCGCGCGGCCGUAUCUGGGCUCCAAGCGCAGUAUGAGGAGAAGGGCCAUCAGUUGAAGGGGAGCAUACAAACUGUGCUCGAAAGCAAUAGCAGACUGAAGCGAAAAUACACACAACCUCCUCCUGAAACCGACAGGCUUUAUGAAAGCCAGUUUAUUCAUGUCCCAGUCAGCGAGACAAGCUGUGCCGGGCUCUGUGAUAACUCCAAGUUGAUUCUCCGACCAGAGCGAACCGAAGAUGAGGAUGAUCCUGCUAUCCAUUAUGGCUUGAUAGCAUCUGGGAAUAGAUUGAUUAGAGACGCAAUAUUCCGGGACAAGAUGGCGGCAGAGCGAGAUGUUUUAUGCUUUGAAAUGGAAGCAGCUGGACUGAUGAACCAUUUCCCCUGUUUGGUCAUUCGUGGUGUUUGUGACUACGCCGACUCGCACAAAAGCAAGGAAUGGCAAGGCUAUGCUGCAAUGGUGGCAGCAGCAUAUGCAAAAGAUCUUCUAUGUCAAAUUAUCCCUCAGAGGGUAACCGCCGAGCGAAAGGCCUGUGAGGUUUUGGACGGGAUCCAAAACGAACUGCGCAACGUAUCCAAGAAUGUUGACAAUAUUCAUUUAAUUACUAGCGGAUCAGCCAGGGAAAUCAAUGCUAUGGUACAGAGUAUUAACCUAAAGGAGUUACCAGUCGCUAACGGAGCUGAAUUUGGAACGUAUAUGGACCAGCAUGAAGAAGAAUGUCUACCGGGAACCAGAAAGGAGCUCCUUCUUAAUAUUGAAGAAUGGGCUGUCUCACCGGAAGGAAAAUGCAUUUUCUGGCUCAAUGGUUUGGCCGGCACUGGCAAAUCCACAAUAUCACGGACUGUGGCCAAAUCCUUUAGAGAGCGAGGGUUAUUAGCAGCGAGCUUCUUCUUCAAGAGAGGUGAAGGAGAUCGUGGCAAUGCAGCUCGAUUCUUCCCAACUAUUACAAAGCAGCUAUUCACCACAAUACCAGAAGUACGCAUUGCUAUCUUAGAGGCAAUGAGGGAUAAUCCAGGAAUUUCAGCCCAACCUCUUAAGGAGCAGUUUAACGAGCUCAUUUACCGACCACUCCACAGCUUGACUCAGCCAGAAAAUCAGAGCCCACCUCUAGUGAUAGUGAUUGAUGCGCUAGAUGAAUGCGAAGAUGACAACGAUAUCAGAGCCAUCAUCCAACUAUUGCCACGUGUUCAGGACUUAAACUAUGGACACUUGCGUUGUUUUGUCACCAGUCGACCUGAACUCCCUAUUCGAACAGCCUUUCAGAUGGUUAAUGAUACCCAUCAGGAUUUGGUUCUCCAUGAGAUUCCUCAUCCAAUAGUGGAGCAUGAUAUAUCCUUGUUCCUUGAAUACAAGCUGGCGAAUAUUAGGAAGGAGCGGGCACUUCCUCUGGGCUGGCCUGGAAACUCUGAUAUCCAAGCUCUGCUUACCAUGUCAGUCCCACUAUUUAUAUUUGCUGCCACUAUCUGCCGUCUGCUUGAGGAUCAUAAUCUGGACCCUGUGCAAUGUCUCACGGAGAUCCUCAAAUAUCAAAGCGAAGAGUCUAAGUUGGCUGGAACAUACCUUCCAGUACUGGACCGCCUUGCUUCCAAAUAUAAUGGGACAAGGCAAAAGCUAGUGGUUCAGGAGGUUCGAAAAGUUAUUGGUACAAUUAUUCUUCUCGAGAGUCCACUUUCAGUCGCGUCCCUUUCAAAGUUCAUAGGGCUCUCCCCAAGGUUAAUUAAUGCCAGCCUGAGCUCUCUGCAUUCAGUCUUGAAUGUACCAAAUAAUGAGUCACUCCCAUUGAGGCUCUUCCACCUAUCAUUUCGUGACUUUCUUCUUGACUUCACCACUUGUGGGAGGACCAUGUUUUGGGUUGAUGAGAAGGAAAUGCACCAACAAUUGACAGACUACUGUCUUUCUGUUAUGCGUGACCAGCUAAAGGAGAAUGUGUGCGAAUUCGAAAGCUACGGAACAGAGCGAAGAAAUAUUGAUCUCCAGUCUAUUAGCUACUUUUUGCCGCCAGAGCUGCAGUAUUCUUGUCGCUAUUGGAUCCACCAUCUGGCACGAAGCAAACACCCCAUGGCCCAGAUUGAUAAUACUUUUGCAUUCCUUGAAGAACAUUUCCUUCAUUGGAUGGAGGUAAUGAGCAUACUUGGAGUCGUUUCAGACAUUCUGGGGUGUAUUGGCACUCUACAGUCAGCAAUACAAACCCAUAAUGAUUCUGUACUAUCUGAAUUCCUGCAUGAUAUAACACGUUUUAUCCUGAAGAAUCGCCAGAUGGCAGAUAUUGCUCCUCUUCAGCUUUACACUUCUGCGCUGAUAUUUGCACCGCAGAUGGCAAUGACGAGGAAAAAGUUUGAAAGAAAGCUUCCUAAUCAGAUACAUAAAUAUCCAGAUGUGGAACAAUCUUGGAGUCCAGAAUUACAGACUCUUGAGGGCCAUUCUGACACUGUCUGGUCCGUGGCAUUCUCGCCAGACGGUAGCUUAUUAGCCUCUGCUUCCGAUGACAGUUUGGUCAACCUCUGGAAUCCCGCCACAGGAAUUCUGAAAAGGAGUUUGGAGGGCCAUUUAGAUUCAGUCUGGUCCGUAGCAUUCUCAGCAGACAGCAGUUUAUUAGCAUCGGGCUCCAGCGACAAAACAGUCAAACUCUGGGACACGUUUACUGGCGUUCAAAAACGCGAGUUGCACGGCCAUUCGAAUUCGGUCUGGACAGUGGCAUUCUCAGCCAACAGCGAGCUGCUAGCAUCCGGCUCUGGCGAUAAUAUCAUCAAGCUCUGGGAUCCUGCUACAGGCACUCUGAAGCGGGACUUGACAGGUGCACCACUGUUGGCCUCCGGCUCCGAGGAUGGCACCGUCAACCUCUGGGAUCCUAUUACCGGCAUUUUGAAAAAAUCCUUGGGGAAUCGUUCGAAUGAAGUCUGGUCGGUGGCGUUGUUGCCUGAUGCCACAAUUCUAGCACUAGGCUCAGAUCAUUGUGCAGUUCAGCUCUGGCAUGUAGAUGCUGGAACAAAGCAGCAGAUCCUUGAGGGCCACUCGAGCUGGGUACAGCGCUUCCAUGGGGAUGAUUUUGGUCGAGAUCAAGGGCUCACGGGGACACUAUUUAAAGGAUUUAGAGGCUCGGUUCAAUCAGUGGCAUUUUCAUGUAACGGCCAACUACUGGCAUCCGCCUCCAAUGAUACGACAAUCAAACUUUGGGAUCUCACGACGAAUCCACUCCCACAGAUUGCCGAGCAACCUAUGCCUGUCAUUACGUUGAUGAAAUUCUCCCCUGACGGCCUGCUACUAAUGUCAGAGUCCUUCGGUCAGUCGAUUAAACUUUGGGAUUCUCUCACAGGAGAUUUACUACGUUCCCUAGAUUGCGGCAUCCAAGACACGAUUUUUUCAACUGAAUUCUCGCCCGAUAGCCAAUUAUUACUUCUCCAAAUACAAGACCUGUCUGAUGAGACUACAUUCCUGAUUCUAGAGCUUGCAUCUGUGAAGCUGGGACAUAUCCAUCUGCAACAUGUCCUUGAGGACACUUCAAACUUGGUCCAGUCAGCUAAAUUCUCUCCCGACAGCCAAUUACUGGCUUUGUGCUGCAGAGAUAAUACAGUCAAACUCUGGAACGUUAAUACAAAAAGCGUGCAACACACCCUUGAAGGCCACCUGAAUUCUAUCCACUCCGUCGAGUUCUCGCCAGAUAGCCAGCUACUAGCAUCAGCAUCCUACGAUGGCCUGGUCAACCUCUGGGAAAAUGCGACAGGAUGUCUGAAAAAACAGAUUCUGGAUAUCGGGAAUGUUACGCCCUUCAAAAUUUCCGAAGAUUUGUACUUGUAUGCGACCAUGGAAUCUCUUCAUUUCCAGGCUCGUCAAGACAACUAUAGCUCUGGUUCGUCGGACGUUGGUGUCGAUAUAUUGGUGGAAAAGGAAUGGGUGGUAAUGAAGGGCCGGAAGGUUCUGUGGCUUCCUCCAGAAUAUCGACCUGUCUGUUCAGCAGUAAAGAAUCAUACUCUGGCUCUUGCGAAUGGUUCCGGGAGGGUUUAUUUCCUUACUUUCAGCGCAUAA
Molecule: messenger RNA, 4455 nt
Organism: Aspergillus lentulus
Lineage: Eukaryota; Fungi; Ascomycota; Eurotiomycetes; Eurotiales; Aspergillaceae
Source: RefSeq, a predicted model, not a curated record